AUGUCUUCCUCCAACUUGCACCUCCUCACUCAUUCUCACUCCGUUGUCGCCUCCAAGAAGAAAGCAAAGCGCAAUCAAGUCAAGGAAGUUGUUUUCGACGAACAUGCCAGACUAGAGUUCCUAACUGGUUUUCACAAACGCAAGGUAGCAAAAGCAGAAGCCGCCAGGAAAAAAGCAGCCGAACGCGAGAAACAAGAACGUCUAGAAACGCGACGCGAGCAACGGCGUAUGUUAAAGCAACAAGCCGCGGAGAAUGCCGCCCAGGUUGAGCAGGCUUACGGUGCUCUACUCCCUGAUGAUCCCGAAUGGAAGGGUAUCUCACAGACCCCGAACGAUUCUGAUCAAAUGGAACGGGAACAAGAGUUUGCUGACGAUGAAGUCCUCGCCACUGUCGCCAUCGUGGAAGAUUUUGACCCUGACGCCUUGUUACAUGGUCCCAAAGACGACGCUGAGAGACCCAAAUCUACGCUACCACCACCACCGCAGCCGCCGCAAACUACAACACGAGAGAAAAGAUAUAUAAAUAGUCAAAAGAAACCCAAGCCGAAGAAGAUACGAUACGAGACCAAGGAAGCUCGCAAAGCAGAAAGAUCGAAGCAGCGUGCACGGAGAACACAGAAAGCAGAGUUGGCUGGGGGGAAAGCAGGCAGAUUAAAAGGAAAGAAGACCAAACGGCAUUAA
Marasmius oreades (fairy-ring Marasmius) is the source of this 681-nucleotide messenger RNA. RefSeq lists its product as uncharacterized. Bases 1 to 681 code for a protein of 226 amino acids. Gene Ontology annotation, cellular component: nucleolus. Gene Ontology annotation, molecular function: RNA binding. NCBI's taxonomy places the organism in Eukaryota, Fungi, Basidiomycota, Agaricomycetes, Agaricales, Marasmiaceae. The record is from RefSeq and is a predicted model, not a curated record. The transcript is spliced from 4 exons.